AGCUGCUGUCAAAAAUCUUCAACAAAAAAGCUGGACCGCAUCAUUUUCGAUGCGGUAAACAUUUUCCUUUAAAACCGCACUAAAUACGGAUUAUUUUGUGAAGAUUCGUGCGAAACAUUCGCAUUACUUUAUACUCUGUGUGUUCCUGUCGUGAGUUGUAGCCAAAAUGACGAUCGGCAAAAACAACAAAAUGAUCCAGCUCCUGAACUACAGGGUGCGGAUCGUACUGCAAGACUCGCGUACCUUCAUCGGCACGUUCAAAGCCUUCGACAAACACAUGAACCUCAUCCUGGGGGACUGCGAGGAGUUCCGUAAGAUUAAGCCGAAAAACACCAAGCUGCCAGAGCGCGAGGAAAAGCGAGUGCUCGGGUUCGUUUUGUUGCGCGGUGGUAACAUCGUGUCGCUCACAGUCGAAGGACCCCCGCCACCGGAGGAAGGUCUCCCCCGGGUACCGAUUCCCGGUGGUGCCGGUGGACCAGGUAUGGGACGUGUCGGGGGACGUGGUAUGCCGGCCAAUAUCGCGGGUGUACCGGCAGGAUUGCAGGGACCGGUGCGCGGUGUUGGUGGUCCAUCGCAACAGCAUAUGGCGCCGGUCGGUAGAGGACAGCAGGUAUCGGCCCCACCACAGAUGCGCCCCAUGAUUCCGGGAGGACCUCCGCCGGCCAUGAUACCGGGCGUUAAUCCGAUGGCGGGAAUGGGCCGUGGUGCACCGCCACCGAUGCGAGGGCCACCGCCGGGAAUGAUGCGCGGUGGUCCACCGACCAGGCCGUACUAGGUUAGGAGACUAGCGCCCUCUGUCCACUACCGGCAAAUAGGAUUAGAUUUUAUCUUUUUUUUUUCUUUCUCCCUCACUUACACACACACAAACCAUUCACCCGAAAUAAAAGGGUGUUGGAAGUAAUAAUAAUAUAAAAAUUGAGGAUCUUUGCUACCCUUUCAUGCGCAUGUACAUGUAACGUUUGAAAUAGCGAAUAAAAGAUAAAGGAAUUUUCUGAUGAAUUUUCAAACAAA
This is a messenger RNA of Anopheles stephensi (Asian malaria mosquito), 1011 nucleotides long. RefSeq names its product small nuclear ribonucleoprotein-associated protein B (gene SmB). Gene Ontology annotation, molecular function: RNA binding. Bases 167 to 775 code for a protein of 202 amino acids. Gene Ontology annotation, cellular component: catalytic step 2 spliceosome; U5 snRNP; U2 snRNP. The record is from RefSeq and is a predicted model, not a curated record. The transcript has 2 exons. Gene Ontology annotation, biological process: mRNA splicing, via spliceosome. Lineage: Eukaryota; Metazoa; Arthropoda; Insecta; Diptera; Culicidae.